AUGGCUUCCCUCAAUACUUCGGUCAACGGGCCUUCUAUCUCCAAAAGCUACCAGUCAAUUGUCACCGCUCCACCCCCCUCCGGUCCUCCCGCAGCGUCGCCCACCUACGGUCAAUGGGUCGUCUACUCUGUGUCCGCUCCUCUAGCCAAUGCAUUCCAACAAGAUUCGGGAAGCAAGGAGAGCGUGCUCAAAGUGCAGAGCACAGGAGAAGGAGAGCUUUUGGAUUUAGUGGAUGAGUUCUCUGAUGGCAGGAUCCAAUUCGCGUUCGUCAAAGUCAAGGACUCCAACACGGGACUGCCAAAAAAUGCUCUGAUUGCCUGGUGCGGUGAAGGGGUUCCGGAGCGAACAAAGGGAUACUUUACAAGCCACAUGACGACGGUGGCUAAACUGCUUCACGGCUAUCAUGUACAAAUUACUGCCAGAUCCGACCAGGACCUUACCCCGGAGGCAAUUAUCCAGAAAGUUGCCGAUGCGUCAGGCUCCAAGUAUUCCUCAAGCAGUGCCGCACCACCUCCGGUUGCGGCUGCGACCAAACCGACUGUCGUGUCCAAGCCCGUGUUUAGCCCUACACAAAGUACGGGAGUCGCAGGCGGAUACAAUCCUCAACCUCGCAAUGUUCUACCAAAGAAAGCCGAUGUGGACGAGGAUGGUUGGGGUGCGGACGCUCCUCAAGUGACUCGAACACAAUUAGAAAAAGUACAGCCGGCCUAUCAGCCUACCAAGGUCAGUAUGAGGGAUCUUACAUCGGCGAAGCCAGCCCCAUCUGCUUUCGACAACAGUCAGACGGCGGAUCGGCCUGAUAUAGUCAAGGGUGCUUACCAACCCGUUGGCAAAGUUGACAUUGCUGCUAUUCGACGCCAGGCCAGGGAGUCGGGGCCAGGGCGAGAUGAAAGACCAGAACCUGUCAAAGGUUCCUACGAACCUGUUGGCAAGGUUGACAUUGCAGCCAUUCGGGCCAGAGCACAGAAACCUGAUGACUCCGGCUUCUCACGACCAGCUACAAUCUCACGCCCAUCGACUGGCCCAUCCGAAGAGAGCGAACUCCCCGCCCGGCCAUUAGCAGAACGCUCCGCUGCCUUUUCUCACGGCCCGGAGCGUCUCACCUCUUUGCCUAAGCCUAAGAUUGCCAACAAAUUUGGCGGCAGCUCGUCAUUCACUGGGACAAAGGCCCCGCUCCCUGGAGGGUUUGAAACAAAGCCCGUCACUCCUGCCGCUCCUAUUGGCACUGCGAGCAGGACGUUUGCCGACCAAGGAGGCAAAACACCCGCACAACUGUGGGCCGAGAAGAAGGCCAGAGAGAGAGGGUUGAGUGGAUCUGGUGAACAACCAGUGUCUCCAAGCGGUCAUACCGGACAGUCUCCUAUAACAACACAAAAGAGUGGUGGUGGUGAGUGGAAGAGCGGCUAUACUGGUAAGUCUUGGGCACCGGUGCAGAUCACACAUACUGGGCGAAGUAGCAUUGGCCAACAGGCGACCGGCGAGGGCACCAAAUCCGGAGGGGAAGAGGAGGCUGCUCCUACUUCGCCGGUUGGAGGUAUCAGUUCGAUACGUGAUCGUUUCAGUGGCGCUCCGCCGAUGGGGGCUCCUGCGACCUUUGACCGAGCUCCGCCGCCUGCUCCAGAGCCGGACACGAGCAACAAACCCAACCGUGGCGUGCCAAUCCCGGGUCUCCCGGUCUCGCGCCCUGAGCCCGAGGAAGAAAAGGCCCAUGCACUGCCCACGCCGCCUCCUCAGCCGAGAAGUCCUACACCGCCAACUCCGGAAGAGCGAUCCGGUUCUCCCAUCCGCCUGGCUAUUCCAGUCAGCGCUUCGGCAGAUGUAACGGAUGCUCACGAGGAGCAAUUUUCACCGCCACCGGCACUGCCCGCUACAUCUCUAGCGCGAGGUUUCCCCAGUCCAACGGCGGGAGAUGACGAGCCUGAGAGCGGCCCCGAUGCCGGACGCGCCGCUGCGCAGGCAGCCGCAGCAAGCAGUCUGGGGCAGGAGGCGGUGGACGCCGCCCCAUCAGCGGCUCCUGCGGAUGGUGGUGAACGAGCACGAGCAGAAUACGACUAUGAAGCGGCGGAGGACAACGAAGUGUCGCUUCAUGAAGGGGAAAUCGUUACCAACAUCCAGCGGGUUGAUCCAGAUUGGUGGAUUGUCACGAACGAGGCUGGACUGAGCGGACUCGUACCCAGCAACUAUCUCAGCAUCUUGGACGAUGACAACGACGGUGGCCACGUGCCCGCGGCCGAACCCAGUCUACCUACCCCUGCCCCUACCUCUCCACCCUCGCAGGGGGUCACAGCCACGGCACUCUACGAUUACGAAGCUGGAGAAGAUAAUGAGUUGUCAUUCCCAGAAAACGCUAUCAUCCUCAAUGUCACAUUUCCCGACGAAGACUGGUGGCAUGGCGAAUACCAAGGAAAGACAGGACUGUUCCCGGCGAACUACACCAAACUCAACGACUGA
This is a messenger RNA of Capronia epimyces CBS 606.96, 2451 nucleotides long. RefSeq lists its product as uncharacterized. Gene Ontology annotation, cellular component: site of polarized growth; cortical actin cytoskeleton; plasma membrane. The transcript has 4 exons. NCBI's taxonomy places the organism in Eukaryota, Fungi, Ascomycota, Eurotiomycetes, Chaetothyriales, Herpotrichiellaceae. Gene Ontology annotation, molecular function: actin filament binding. Bases 1 to 2451 code for a protein of 816 amino acids. Gene Ontology annotation, biological process: regulation of actin filament polymerization. The record is from RefSeq and is a predicted model, not a curated record.